CCCUCAUCGAGCCAUUCGCGCCCUGCGAAUUUCCUCUUCACCAGUAUCACCUCGCGCCCGGCCAAUGGCAUAACACGUCGGGGCAUCGCGAGAACAGCACUUGAGGGAGCAACUUGUUAUCAGAUGCAUCAGCCCUGUAGCGAGGAUUCGGAAGAAGGGACUUGGGCCUUGCCUAGACGAGGGGCAUUGGUGGGGGACGAGCAACCUGGUAUUCGCGUCCAUCGCUGUUCCACCCUGUCGUCAAUUCUGCCCGUCGUCACUGCUUCAUCGUCGUCUUUCUUCCUUCGCCAAUUCCCGGGAUCCAGCCUCUUUUCUACAACAAUACGGCAUUAAAUAAUCACCACUUCUACGCCACACAUCCUUGCUGCAGCUGCAGCUACUGCUCGUGAACAUGUCUCCCGCAGCCAUCAGGCAGCCGCCAACAAUCAAGGCGAGCACCGGCGGCGGCGGCGCCAAGUCAAAGACCAAGCGGCCAAAUGCCGUCCGCCGCAUUAUGGACCGGGAGCAGAACCGAGAGCGUCGCGAGAGAGAGUCAUCGGUGGCCGCAUCAGCCAUCAGCAACCCUGCCGGCUUGGCGGCGCGGCCCUCUCGGUUUCGCUGCGCAAACAAGAAGUGCAAGAAUCCAAACGUCCAAGACGGAACUUGUCAGUCUUGUGGUCAAGUCGCCGACGACAGCAACAUCGUCUCGGAGAUCACCUUUGGAGAGGCCGGGAAUGGCGCUGCUGUUGUGCAGGGAAGUUAUCUCGCCGCGGACCAAGGCGGUGUCCGCCCAGUCGGCGGUCUUGCCUUCCGCCGAGUCGCCGGCGGCGGCGCGAGCGAGGCCCGUGAGCGGAGUCUGCGUGAGUCAAAACAGCUCAUGACCGACUUUGUAUACCAGCUCAGGGUUCCCGUAUCCUUGGUUGACAGCGCUUUCCGCCUUUACAAGAUUGCCUCCUCUCACAACUUCAUCCAAGGCCGCCGAAAGGCCAACGUGGCUGCCAUCUGCAUGUAUGCUGCGUGCCGGAAGGAGAUGAACAACAAAGUCAUGCUCAUUGACUUGGCUGACAUCAUCAAGACCGACGUCUUCCUUCUCGGUCGUAGCUACAAGGAGUUCCUCGCCCAGUUCCCGGAUCAAGCCAAUGGCACGCAGCCAAUUAUCCUUGAGGACCUCAUUUUCCGCUUCGCCUCAAAACUCGAGUUUGUUCACGAGACCAACAAAGUUGCCGAGUCCGCUGUCCGUAUCGCGGCCCGGAUGCGUUUCGACAAUAUGACACACGGUCGCAGACCUGCUGGCAUCUGCGGUGCUGCCCUUAUCAUGGCUGCUCGAGCCCACAACUACCGCCGCACUGUCAGAGAGGUUGUCUACAUUGCCAAAGUCACCAUGGCCACUAUCCAAACCCGCAUGGAGGAGUUUGCCAAUGUCCCUUCGGCACAGAUGACAAUCGCCGAGUUCCACGACAAUGCCUUCUUGGAAAACGCCGAGGACCCCCCUGCCGUGAUUAAGCAGUCCAAGCUUAAGAGGGAGGCGCAGGCGCUUGCUCAGACCGAAACUCAAACCGGUGAGCCAACCGAGGGUCAGGGCCGCGAGAAGCGUGCAAGAGCUGCAUCCGGUGUCCCUUCGACGGCUGGGCAGGGGUUACCUGCCCCCGUCGCCGGCAUCCUAACCCCGGCCCCUUCGGCAACACCGGCAACUGCGACAGCUCUUGACAAAGACGGGUUUGUGGUCCCGCCCCUCCCGCAACGCACCGCUGGCUCCACUUCUACUCAACCGUCUUCUCAACUUGACGACCAGCCAAUGUCAGAUACUGCCGCCGAUGGCAGGCAGCCAGACGACCAACAGCCAGACGACGAGGAGCUAGAGUCCUUGGCAGAUCAAUUUGGUGAUGAGCCCGCCGAUGAGUCAGACGACGAUUCCGAUCUCGAUCCCACCAGUGAGAUGGCAAUGGCAGCUGCACAAGGAAUCGAGAUUCCAGGCCAGAAGCGCAAACGCCCAGAAGCACCAAAAGCCGUCGAAACACCCGUCGGUAGUGUCAGUCCCAAGGAAAAGCCCACCAAGGCAACAGAAAACAAAGUCCGAGAGAAGAAACCAGUGAUAGCUUUGCCCAUCGACGAGGAGUGGGAGAUGGACGAGGCCAAUCUAGAGCAGGAGAUGGAGAGUCACUUGCAAGAUCCAGAACUGCUUGGCGCCUCUGAAGUCGUCGCUAAAGAUGUUCAAGCCAAACGCGCCCGGGAAUCAGCUGCCAAUGCGACAGGCGAACAGCUUCCGCCAGCCGAGGCAGGUGGUGACGAUUACGACAACACGGACAGGAGUAACGAGGCGGGCCCCGGAGGAGAGACUGCAACCGAAGAGCCGGAAACAGAACCCGAUUUCACACUGGAUCCUCGGUUUACGCCAAGAUCAAAGAUCUCCAACUCUAGAGAUAUUGGCGAAGACGAGUUUGCCGACGAUCCCGAGGUCCUCCACUGCCGGUUGUCGGAUAAAGAGGUUAAGAUCAAAGAGAUGAUCUGGGCGAACCACAACAAGGAGUACAUGCGCCAAAUGCAACAGAAAAUCUUCAAUAAAAAGCUGGCUGAGAAUGAGCCGCCCAAACAACGGCGCAAUCGAGCCAAGAAGCCCCGCAUUGGCGAAGGCCAAGCUAGUCCAGCACAGUCUGCAGAAGAGGCUGCCGUCAACAUGAUGCGAGCGCGCGCUAUUAGCACGAAGCUCGACUACUCCAGACUCGGCCAGGUGUUCGACAUGUCCAAGCGCGGACCAGGAAGCAUGUACGAUGGUACGAGUUCAGUCGGCAGCCACAGCGCACUUCCAAGCAUAGCUGGCAGCGAGGUUGGUAGUGACGUUGAGAGUGACGGCGAAGACGGUCUUGUUCGUGGCGACGUCAUUCGCAGCUCUGUUGGAGCGUCUCCUGAUACCAACACUACAGCUCCGUCUGUCACGCAACCCGCGGCGGUAGAGAAAGCUGCCUCGGCUGCUGUCCCCGUAGAUGGCGGGGACGACGAGGCAGCUGAAGAUGAGUUUGACGGAAACGAGACCGAGUUCGGCGGCGCUGAUGCGUUUGAGGAGGAGACCUUUGUCGAGGACGAUUUUAAUCCUUUUGCCGAUGACGACAACGAGGGCUUUGGGGCCGGAGAUAUGGACGACGAAUGAAGGAAACUUUAGCUCUGAUGAACUGAGAUGGAUGAUACCCGGCGCAAGAGAUGCUACCUACCCCCUUUCCGGCUUUUUAUGCUUAUCCACUUGGGGAAUUAUUUGGCCGGUAUUGCAUUUUUACAUAUUUGUACCAACACCAACUCUAGCGAUAGAAGGAGGCUCUCGCCCCCUGUAGUAUCGGCCACGAUAUUGCCUACGGCAUGUAUUAUAGGAUAAACUAGGCAUUAGAACUAGCGGAGGGCAAAUAUUGUGAACGGGCAAAGCCCCCUCCGCCAGAGCGCAGAGCAAUCUACCAAAUGAUAACGUCAUAUUUUAUAAAGAA
Lasiosphaeria miniovina is the source of this 3449-nucleotide messenger RNA. RefSeq lists its product as uncharacterized. The coding region runs from base 392 to 3124 and encodes 910 amino acids. Gene Ontology annotation, molecular function: RNA polymerase III general transcription initiation factor activity; RNA polymerase III type 3 promoter sequence-specific DNA binding; TBP-class protein binding. Gene Ontology annotation, biological process: DNA-templated transcription initiation; transcription preinitiation complex assembly; transcription by RNA polymerase III. Gene Ontology annotation, cellular component: transcription factor TFIIIB complex; transcription preinitiation complex; nucleus. Lineage: Eukaryota; Fungi; Ascomycota; Sordariomycetes; Sordariales; Lasiosphaeriaceae. The record is from RefSeq and is a predicted model, not a curated record. The transcript has a single exon.